GGAAAGGAAAAUGUGUGAUUUAUUUAUUAUAAGCAAAGGUUUUUAAUUAAUAGUGCAUUUUUGAAAGAUAUUUUUAAAGAAACAUGACUUCCUUUGAAUUUAAAUUUGAAAAAGGUAACACAAAGCCUCUAGGGAAGGUUUUUAAAAAGAAACUGGAAAAAGGAACAACAGAAGGCAAGAAAAAGAAUAUUAAGAUUCAAAAUUAUGAUAAAAAUAAUCUUAAAGAUGUAACUGGAUCCACAAAUGGUGUUAAAACGAAAAUAACUGAGAAGAAGCUAGGUUUUAUAAAAAGAAAAUCAAAAAAGGAUAAAAAUGUUCCUCAAGAUGAUAAAGGAGAUUCUGACCAGUUGAAUAAAACAAACAUACAGCAUUCUUUAUUUUCUGAGAAAUAUAAGAACCUCUAUGUUAAUACGAAUAUUAAAGGAAAAUCUGUCAUCGAAAAAGUUUUUAGUGCUGGUAAUAAAUUUAGCAGUCUUAAUAUUCAUAGACAUAUUUUAUCAAAUUUAGAGAAACAUAACUUUAAAGUAUUAACAAAUGUACAAGAAAAAGCUAUACCUGUAGUUUUAGAGGGGCAAAACGUUUUGGUAAGGUCUCAAACUGGUUCGGGAAAAACAUUGGUAUAUUCUGUUCCAUUGUUAAAUAGUUUGGUGAAUAAUACUACAAAAUUACAAAGAAAUGAUGGAGUGAAAGCAAUUAUAAUUGUACCGACUAGAGAACUAGUUCUGCAGAUAGUUGACUUGUUUAAAAAAAUAAAUACAUUUCAAUGGAUAGUAGUGGGGCACUUAUGUGGCGGUGAGAAUCGCAAAACGGAAAAGGAUAGACUAAGAAAAGGGGUCCAUAUCUUAAUUGCAACCCCUGGUAGGCUUUUAGACCACAUUUUACACACUUCAGCUUUAAAUAUAAAGAAAGUAGAUUAUUUAGUGCUCGAUGAAGCAGACCGUCUUUUAGAUAUGGGGUUCAAAAAGGACAUUGUUAGAUUGGUUGAAGAGUUAGACAAUCAACAUAAAUUCUCGUCAUACGAUCCGUUAGCUUUGCUUAGAGGUCAGAAAUCCGAAAAGAAAGAAAGUAAUGAGGAAUUGACACUGGCUAAAGAUGAUACAGAGGUUCAUUCUCGGCAAUGUAUUUUGCUUUCUGCUACUCUCUCAAAAGAAAUUGCUGAACUGGCCGAUUUCACCAUGAAGUCUCACACUUAUAUCGAUGCUCUGGAUGAGACUGAAAGGACUAAUCCAAACCAUAUGAUUAUACCAGACACAGUAAAACAAGAAUUCCUUGUUACGUUUGUGAAACACAGGCUUGUCCUGUUAUCAGCAAUGAUUGUUUCAUUUUCUAACCAGAAAGACUGUAAAGUUUUUGUUUUCAUGGCUACAAGUCAAAUGGUUGAUUUCCAUUAUGAAUUAUUCAGGAAAUAUCUGUUGAAAAUGCCAAUCAAUAAAGGGAAAAUGAAGUUUGGUGAUGUGGUGUUGUUGGAUGAUGUGGAGUUGGAUGAUAGUGAAGAUGAACAGGACGUAUUGGAUGUUGAAUUGUUUAAAUUGCACGGAUCAAUGGACCAAAAUGUUAGGAAAGAAGUAUUUAAGGGGUUUAAGAAGUCAAAGAAAGGAAUUUUAUUAUGUACGGAUGUAGCAGCCAGGGGUCUGGACGUCCCUGAAGCAGAUUGUAUCAUCCAGUACAACGGUCCUCAAACGGAAGACGACUACUUGCAUCGGGUUGGUAGAACUGGAAGGGCUGGAAAAACUGGAUCAGCUGUCAUAUUUCUGACCCACGAAGAACAAGAAUUUGUUAGUCGCUUGCAAGGGCGUAAAGUUUUUCUAAAAGAGCGAAAAUCUGACGUUAUUAUUAAAAACUUAAGUAUUUUUAUGGAAGAACCGGACAAAGAUAAGGCCGUUUUGUCUUUACAAAGAAGAUACGAAACGGCUCUUUCUAGGAAUAAGGAGCUUCACAGAAAAGCCUGUUUUGGAUACUCAUCUUGGGCUAGAUUCUACAGUUCAUACCCCAACAAGUUGAAACCAGUUUUCGACUUUAAGAAGGCUAACCUAGGACACUACGUUACUAGUUUUGGACUUAAAGAAACUCCCACCUCCGUAGCUAGGGUAGUGAAAGGACAAGUGUCCAGAACGGAACCGAAAAAACUCAACAAGAAACUUGCCAACCAUCAGGAUAAUGUAGAGUUGAAAAGACCGGCUCAGAAGAGACCAAUCAAAUCGCUGAGUUUGACCACGUCAGAGUUUUCCAGCGGUUUGGAGCCAUCGAAAAAGAAAAGGAAAAAGAACAAAGAUUUUUCCGAUCGGUAAUAUGUUAUGUAUAUACUUUAAAAUAUGUAUUAAACAUUGUUACAUCAAUAUAUUUUAAUAUAUUU
Messenger RNA from Sitophilus oryzae (rice weevil), 2353 nucleotides. Its product is annotated as probable ATP-dependent RNA helicase CG8611. Gene Ontology annotation, biological process: ribosome biogenesis. Bases 84 to 2288 code for a protein of 734 amino acids. Gene Ontology annotation, cellular component: nucleus. The record is from RefSeq and is a predicted model, not a curated record. Gene Ontology annotation, molecular function: RNA helicase activity; nucleic acid binding; ATP binding. Lineage: Eukaryota; Metazoa; Arthropoda; Insecta; Coleoptera; Curculionidae. The transcript is spliced from 8 exons.